This is a messenger RNA of Pectinophora gossypiella (pink bollworm), 5092 nucleotides long. It is a transcript of the gene sel, whose product is annotated as protein seele. The record is from RefSeq and is a predicted model, not a curated record. The coding region runs from base 117 to 866 and encodes 249 amino acids. The transcript has 7 exons. Gene Ontology annotation, cellular component: endoplasmic reticulum. Lineage: Eukaryota; Metazoa; Arthropoda; Insecta; Lepidoptera; Gelechiidae.
UUGACAGAAUAAGAUAAACUUUUUACACGUCGAGAAAAUUUCGAAGCAUUUUUAUCAAAUUUUCUCAGAAAAUUAUACCUUUCUGACUGUGAAACAGUGAUAAAAGAGUUGUAAAAAUGUGGUCCAGUCUAUCUCUACUAACUUUUAUUGUUCUGUUUGCAGUAGUUUCAGCGAGAAUAGAUCCGAAGAAUUUGAAAUGUUUAGUAUGCCGGACGACCUUCAUAGAACUCGACAAGGCUAUAGCCAAAGUAGACAAAUGGAAAAAAGUUGAUGUGGGUAACUUCCGCAUGGAUGCUGAUGGCAACACCAUGCAAGAUAAGGUGCCCGCUCACCGGUCAUCCGUCUACAUCUCCGAGAUGAUUGAUGAUAUUUGUAAGAAGAUGGACGACUAUGUCCGCGUGUACUACAAGUCGACGGGCAAGCUGGCGAUCAUGCGGCUGAUAGACGACGACGGGAAGAUGAACGGAGACUUCUCCAAGACCAAGUUUGUCACUGACGACGACCUCAACAAGAGCCUCGAGUAUUAUUGCGAGCGCAUGUUUGAGGAGAAUGAAGACGAGAUUACUGACUUGUACAAGAACAGGCCUCAUGAUGACAUCAUGCCGGACGCUGAGACCGAGAUCUGCUUCAAGCACACCAGUUACUGCGAGGAGUGGAUGAUACCGACGGAGAAGGAUACCACCUGGACUCAGGAGAUGGAGGCGGAAUACGUAAAGAUUCACGGCCCAGAUCCGUACGGGUUUGGGGGCAUGAUGCCACCUCCGAUGCAGGACAUGCCGGACAUGCCCGCAGUGGACGACGACGACAUGCCCGACGACGAGCUCCCUGAGGACGACAACCCUGAGGAUAUCAGGGAUGAGCUGUAAACCCUGAGAGUAGGUUAAUUCAAAAAUAUGUAAUUUGUUCAGUCGAAAAUAGUCCAUUUUUGAAUUGAAUAUUAUUUUAUAUAUCUUAAACAUACAUGUAACAAAAAACUCACGCCUAUUUCUUACCGGGGUGAGCAGACUUCUGACACACUUUUAAUUCUUCAGCAAUUGCAUACAUUUUUUUUGGUGGCGCGCCCGUGACGUGUUUACUGUGAUUAGUAGUUCUGUCGACCCUGUUAGUGUUGCGGGCGUGAUGUUGUAGUGUUUAUUGUAUAGACGACGUAAAACCACGACGUAUUCGUAUCAGGGUAGGCAGACAAUUAUACAAUAAGAAUGAAAAGGGCACAAGUAAGGAAAUCAAACUUAAAAAUGGACUGUUUUUUUUUCAUCGCAAAUCGGAGAUGUGACGUUCUCGGGAAUAUACCUAAAGUAAUGUUCCCGUUGUAAAAACUCUUCAAUAGUAAGGACAUUGGCUGCUUUUCUUUCUUGUUCUCUGAUCUUAUCUGCCCAAAGGUUAGGUUAUAUAACAUAACAUAACUAAUACUUUAUUGCACAAACAAGAAAAAACAAAAUACAAAACAAAAGAGAAAUAGAAUGAGUACAAUAGGCGGCCUUAUUGCUAAGUAGCAAUCUCUUCCACGCAAACUAUAAGUAUAGGAGAUAUAUAGCUCUUUUUACAUAAGUUUUGCACCAUUUUACUGCGGGGAAUGUUCCCAAAUUGGGAAUUUUCCCGAGAACGGAACAUCGCUGGAUGAGAUGUAUUAGUUUAUAUAAUUAUUUGCAAUUUGAAUAGCUUAUAAUAGGAUGUAGAAAAUCGGCCUCAUUUUCCUUAUAUAUGACAUGACACUUCAUGACAAAAAUAUUAAAAUAUUUUAUAUCAAAUAUCAUUCCAUAUAUAUUUUUUUCUUAUUUAUAUACAUUUUAAUUUAGUAUAAUGGGAGGUUUUCUUUUUUAGAAUUGACAACAUUUCAAAUUUUUAAGCCGUGGUUUUUUUGUGCUAUUUCGAAAGUACUUGUUUAAAUAGAAGACACAUAUUUUUUCUUUUCAAGAUUUUUCCACUAGAAGUUACAAAAAAUAUUUUUUGAAAAUUGGAUUCUGCCAUUGAUAGAAUGAAGACAGUAUAAUGUAAUGUACCUUUGCAUGCGUAUUUAAAACAAGUCGCAAACAAAGUGUCAUGUUAUGUAUGACAUUUACUUUUUUUAUAAUUUUUAUGUAAAGGUCUGAACUUAUUAUGCCUUCCUCUUCUGACCUCGUGGAUUUUUCAAUAUAUUUCUAUUAUUACUGAAUUAAAAAAUCUGAAAAAAUGUGUUUUGUGUAAAUCAUAGAAAUAUCUCGAAAUGGUUUUCGAUUUAAGGCAGCUUAGUAAAAAUGAAAUGUUGUCAAUUAAAAAGAAAUAGUUCUCCAAACCUCGCUAGAUGGCGCUUAUCAAGUACGUUACUGGGCCAUUGGCAAGAUGCCAAUAGUAGAAAAAAAAUCUUUUAUUUAUUUUAGUAAAUAAAUAUUUAUUAUAUAAUAUAUUUAUUAUAAGUUGUUUUCUAUAAAAAAAAAAUAUUGUGUUCAAUGAGUGUUUUUCAACCGCAAGUCUCAUGAUUAGCCCAUUAACGUCCCCACUGCUGGGGCACGGGCCUUCCCUAUGGAUGGAUAGGGAGAUCGGGCCUUAAACCAUCACGCGGGCCCAGUGCGGAUUGAUGGUUAUUAACGACUGCUAAUGCAGCCGGGACCAACGGCUUAACGUGCCUUCCGAAGCACGAGAUGAAAACUUUUUUUGUGGUCACCCAUCCUAUGACCGGCCUUUGCGAAAGUUGCUUAACUUCAACAAUCGCAGACCGAGCGCGUUUACCGCUGCGCCACCGAGCUCCUCACCUCAACCGCAAGUCUACUCAACCAUAUAUCAUAGACCUACUAAGUUCAGCGCCAUCUAUCAAGCAGCUAGGAUAAACAAAAAAAGAAAAUCCCUCAUUUAAUAUAUACAUGUAUUCACACUCAAAAAUAACAUAGUAGAAUACUGUAUAGUUUAUUGAUAUUUUUUUGCGUUUUGUAAUUUAUUACUUAUAUACUUUUUAAUAUUGGUGCUAAUUCCUGCAAACACCAUCUAAUUUUAUUUUAAGUUAUACCUGUCAUUUUCUUAUCCCCUGAAAAAGAAAGGGACGCGUAAUCGACAGGCAUACAAUUUAUGGAAAACACGUCAAUUUUAAGCAGAAAUCUAAAACAACCGACUAAAAAUUUUACAUUGGUCAAUAUAGUCCGGUAGAAUAAAGUUGAAAUCACACGUCAAAUGGGUCGCAUAUCAGUGAGAUACCUAUUUGAUUAGCACGGGGUGUUCAUUUACUCAUUCAUUUUAAAAUUAACAGUUGUCAGUCGUCCGUCCCUUUCCUUUUCGGCGGAUAACAAAAAAAAACCCAAAGGGAUAAGCUCGCCUAUGCUUUAUCAAACGAUAAAUUAUAUAAAGAAGAAGAAGAAUAAAGAAUAAAAUAAAUUUAUUGCCAGUAACAAUUUACAUGUGCUAUAUAAACUAAGUAAUUAUGAAUAUUGCGAAUACGGGCAAAAGGAAAUGGCCCAGCUUGUGCUGCCAUGGAGCCAUGUUAUGGCGCCAUCCAGCGCUGGUUUUCAAUCAUUUCCUCUUCCUGAGAUAUUGUGCGGAAGUAAUUGUCAACGAGGGCUAGGAUAUUCAUCAUCAUCAUCAAUAAAGAGUAUACAAACAAACAGGUAUAGCUUAAAAUAAAUUUAGAUGGUGUCUGCAGGAAUUAGCACUUAUAUGUAUUUAAGGCGGGAUACUUAAAUUUGAAGCCUUCUAUCGUGUCGGCUGUGAGGUGGAUGAACCAACCUCAAAUCAACCUUGGUGUCAAGGAUACUAUUGAGCCGCCAAAGGCCCCUGACGUGGCUCAUGUAACGACUGCGUACUUACAUCAGGAAGUAGUAACCGGGACCGACAGCUUAACUUCAUAAGCACGCAUCAUUUUACUUUUGGACAAUCAGGUGAUCAGCCUGUAAUUUCCUAGCCAAAUUAGGUAGACACAGGUGUAUUGUGUACACGGUCACUCCUCACCAGCUAUGUUGAAGUCCCAUGUAAUACAGGACGAACCUAUUGCAAAUGAUAUUCCAACCGAUUUUAUUGGUAUUUAAAUGUACGUAACUUUUUAAAAGUGCAAUAGAUAAUAAUGUUAAUUUCUUUCUGUAACUGAAUGUGUUGAAAAUUAUAAAAUUACCUUUAGUAGUAGAAGUCUGGUUGCGGGUUCGGUUGACCGAACUAGGGCAACCAAAAAGUUGCGCAAGUUCAAAGACAUUCAUUCGAAGCGUCUUAGCGAGUCGAUAGUUUUGUCAUAAGGCGACUUUCUCGAAAUACGCGGGGUGUAGCCGGAAUUCGGGUUUUUAAAUAUGAUUUUGGGUACCUGCUGGUACAUCAUUGUCUCAAGUUUUCAAGUUGCUAUUUUUAACCCCAUGGAUUUUGAAGCUGAAACUAAUUGGUAGUCUUUUUAUAGACUCUAAUGUCACUACUUACACAUAUAAAGUAUCUGUGGAGGACGGGUCUCAUACAAUUACAGUCAUUGUCCUUUGAUACUUUUCAAGAAGUAAACCGGAAUUUCAACCGGACUUCUACUACUAAAGCUGUAUGAAGUAAGGAGUAAAAGUUCGCGGACAGUUUCUCUCACUCGCACGCACUUAUUUAGUAUUCAGGGUGUAAGUUCCCCAUUUGUCCGGGCAAGUAGUUAGUACCGUCCGCAGCAAAUCUACAACAUUUACAUACAUUGUUUUAAGUUUACGCGGUUAUUAUCAUACUUAAAACACAUAAUAACGGAUUCUUACCGCGUUUAAAAUAGGGAUAUGUGACUCCUGAUAUUAUCCCCAUCAUCAUAUCCCUAUUUUAAACGCAGUAAGAACCCGUUAUUAAUUAACAUUCACAUAGUUUUAGUUAAAAUGUCUUCCACUUACAGAUAUUAUUGUAAAUGUGCCUUACUAUAAUGAGAUUAAUAUCUUCAUUGUAAAUUAUAUUAAAUAAAUAAAAUGUAAAUUUAUAUAAAAAUUAUUUAGUGAAGUAUCUGCAAUAUUCUUAAGCGGUAAUUACACCACCACAUCGUAUAUUAAAACAAGGUAUGCUCAAGUAACAGCUAACAUUUCAAAGUCAGCCACGCUGACGUCAUGGUUUUUCGGCAGUAAUAUUUGGUUGUCGAUUAGUGUUGUGAGCUAUGUGUGAUUUUUAUGGGUAUUAAUAAAUAAUUGUUUUGAAA